UUCAAAUAUCCCGCUUUCCUCUUCAAGCCCGAGCCACGAUUGUGUGAUUGUGACGGAACGCGCCACCUCUGGUCGAUGUCCCUCCCGCGCGCUGGUGUCGGGUGGUUUUGAAGCGAGGAGGGAGGUCGCCUCGAGCCGAGCAUGGCCGCCAAGUUGAGUUUGACCAAGGAAGCAAAUCCAGAUGAACUUAAAACAAUUUUUAUAAAGUAUGCAACAGUUGAGAAGAAUGGGGAGCGCCUUAUGUCUUCUGAAGACUUUGUGAAAAGAUUCUUGAACUUGCGAAAUGGAAUGGAAGACAAUCCCGAGACAGUGAAGUUGCUAGCAGGUGCUGUUAAUCAAUCAAAAACUGGGUUGAUCACCUUUCAAGAAUUUUUUUCAUUUGAGUCAGUUUUGCGUACACCAGAUGCCUUAUACAGAGUUAUUUUCCAGCUAUUUGACAAGAAAGGCAAAGAAGCAAUCAGUUUUGAUGACAUCAAGGAAAUAUUUAGCCAAUCUGCAAUCCAUCAGCGUAUACCAUUUGACUGGAAUUCUGAAUUUGUGGAUCUCCACUUUGGAAAGGAUAGGAAAAUGCAGCUAAAUUAUCCAGAGUUUACACACUUUCUAUUGGAGCUGCAAAAGGAGCAUGCGAGACAGGCUUUCAUUCUGAAAGAUAAAGAUAAGAGUGGCAAUAUUUCAGUCUUGGAUUUCAAGGAUAUUAUGAUUACCGUUCGUCCACACAUGGUAACCCAAUUCGUGGAGCAAUCAUUAGUACCGGCAGCAGGAAGUACUCAAACCCAUCAAGUCAGCUUCUCCUACUUUAAUAGUUUUAACUCCCUCCUUAACCACAUGGAGCUCAUUACAGGAGUCUACCAUACUAUUGCUGACACCAGUAAAAAUGUGAAAGUUGCUAAAGAUGAAUUUAUGCUUGCAGCCCAGAAACUUGGUCAGGUGACACCUAUGGAAAUUGAUAUUUUGUUCCAAUUAUCCAACCUCUACCAAUUGCGUGGAUAUCUCACAUUAGCGGACAUUAAACGAAUAUCACCUCGGGAGGAAGGAGUCUUGCCAUAUUAUCUGAGAGAUUCAUGGGCCAGUGAUCACCCUCACCCUAUUUUAAACCACAUAGCAGAAUCUGCAUACAGAUUUAGUCUUGGUUCUGUCGCAGGAGCCAUGGGUGCAACUUCUGUCUAUCCCAUUGACUUAGUUAAAACUCGUAUGCAGAACCAACGCUCAACUGGGGCCUUUGUUGAAGAGAUUUUAUACCGUAAUAGCCUUGAUUGCUUCAGGAAAGUACUGAGAUAUGAAGGCAUCAUUGGACUUUACAGAGGUCUGUUACCACAAGUGAUGGGUGUGGCACCUGAGAAAGCCAUAAAACUUAGUAUGAAUGAUUUUGUGAGAGACCUGUUUAUUCGGGGAGAUGAUUCCAUCCCAAUUGCAGCAGAAAUACUUGCUGGUGGAUGUGCUGGUGCUUCACAAGUUAUCUUCACUAAUCCUCUAGAGAUUGUCAAGAUCCGGUUGCAGGUGGCAGGUGAAAUCACCGUGGGUUCCCGUGUCAACGCAUGGAACGUCAUCAAGCAUUUGGGGUUCACUGGAUUAUAUAAGGGUGCAAAGGCUUGUUUUUUACGUGACAUCUCAUUCUCUGCUAUCUACUUCCCAUGUUAUUCUAACUUAAAACUCGCCUUUGCAGAUGAGUUUGGGCAGGUUAACUCGAAAAAUGUGCUGCUUGCUGGAUCUUUGGCUGCGAUGCCUGCAGCUUCUUUGGUGACACCCUUUGACGUUAUCAAAACAAGGCUACAGGUUUCUGCACGUGAAGGUCAAGUUACAUACACUGGAAUGAUGGAUUGUUUUCGGAAGAUUCUACAACAGGAGGGUCAAAAUGCUUUCUGGAAAGGAACAGCAGCACGUGUGUUCCGAUCUUCACCACAGUUUGGAGUUACUUUGUUGACUUAUGAGCUUUUGCAGAAUUGGUGCCAUAUUGAUUUUGGCAAGAAAUCUGGACCAACUUCAUUCCCACAUUCAAGAUUUAGUUUACCUGCUCCUAAUCCAGAUUACAUUGGUGGCUAUAAAUUAGUCGUUGCCACAUUUGCUGGAAUCGAACGCAAAUUUGGGCUUUAUCUUCCACGUUUUUCAACUGAUGCAUGAUCAUGGAAUCCAAGGGCAGAACAAAAAGGACUUUGUGGAAUGAUUCAUAAGAGAAUGAGGAAACAUUUGCCAUUUUAAAAAAAAUCUAUCAAUUUGCUUCUUAUUUACACAAUUAAAAAUGAAAAUAUGUUAUUAGCAUAGAAUGCAUUCUUUACAUUAAUUGUUUUUCAUUUAUUGAAACUAGUUAUAUACUGUGAUGUUAUGCAGAUUGUAAAUAUUUCAAAAAAUAUGCUGAUUCAACAUACUGGUGAGAUUUGCAUUACUUGAUGUAAUAUUUGAUUAAAGGAAAUUAUGGUGAUCCAGUUAAUGAUCCAUUUAAUUAGUGGAAACUGGAAUUUUGCAUGUCAAAAUGAUUUGAUAUCUAUUGAAACAAGUUGUUCCAAAAUUGAACCAUAUUGGUGAGUUGUUAAACAUUGAUGAGUUGUGCAACUUGCAAGGUGAUUACUUGAGUUUGAAUAGCUGUAACACCAAAUACAGCAGUUACUGUAAUUGUUUACAUAUUUUAUGUUCAUGUUGAAUUGACAAUAAUGUUGUUGAAGCCAUUUGUGAGAAUUGUGAUGGACUGCAACCAGAUAAACAUUGCAGAGAUUGCUGAUAUUGAUUAGUAUGUCUGAUUGCAGCAUACUUCUCCUCUACAUGGUAUCUUCUUCUUAUGGCUAGUUGUGGAUGAAGUGCUUGAUGAAUGAGAUUUGAAAGGAAUGUGCAAACUUCAAUAUGCUUUAAUUGCACAAGUAUUACUACUGACCACCUCCCUAGCUUGUUAGAGUACUUUUUCUCAGAAUUAUUCAGCUGUGUAUGAGCAUACCUGCAGAUGAUGGGCGACACCAUUAUUUCGCCCUCUCAGAGAAAUUCUCUUU
Messenger RNA from Leucoraja erinaceus (little skate), 2975 nucleotides. Its product is annotated as electrogenic aspartate/glutamate antiporter SLC25A13, mitochondrial. Gene Ontology annotation, molecular function: L-aspartate transmembrane transporter activity; L-glutamate transmembrane transporter activity; calcium ion binding. The transcript has 18 exons. Bases 142 to 2118 code for a protein of 658 amino acids. Lineage: Eukaryota; Metazoa; Chordata; Chondrichthyes; Rajiformes; Rajidae. The record is from RefSeq and is a predicted model, not a curated record. Gene Ontology annotation, biological process: L-glutamate transmembrane transport; malate-aspartate shuttle; aspartate transmembrane transport.